UAAAUCUAUCCUAUUAUUUCCAAGCGCUCGAAGCCCACUGUCUGCUUCAUGGCCGCACCUUCGAGAGAGAGAAUCAACGAGGACGGCGUCCGAAAAGCCACGAACGCCCUCCUCAAGUGGAAGAAGAAGUCACUCCUCUCACAUUCCCACGACGGAAACGCCGCUAACGAAGAAGAGGCCGACGAUUUCAUCUACCUCUCCGUAACCCUAAAAAAAGUCCCGCCGCGAAACCUCUCCGCCGCUCCCCACCAAAUCCUCCUCCGCCGCUCGCUCCUUUCACAAGACUACACCGCCUCGAACAUCUGCCUCAUCGUCGACGGGAAGAGAAUCACCGCCGAAUCGGCGCAGAAGAUUCUGCUCGCCAAGGGCAUCCCCUUCGUAAAAAAGGUGUUCAAGCUGGGGAAAUUGAAAUCCGAUUACGAUUCCUUCGAAUCGAAGAAGAAACUCUUCGAUUCGUUCGACUUGUUUCUGGCUGACAAAAGCGUGGAGGCGGUGCUGCCGAAGGUGCUGGGGAGGGUGUUUUAUAAGAAGAGGAAGAAGAUUCCUGUGGCGGUGGAUUUGAGGGGCGAUUGGAAGGAGGAGUUGGAGAGGGCGUGCAGGUCGAGUUUGUGGUGCUUGAGCGGCGGGACUUGCAGCUCGGUGCGAGUGGGGAGAUUGGGGGAGAUGGAGAGUGGGGAGAUUGUGGAGAAUGUGUUGGAUGCUGUUGAUGGUGUGGUUGGUAUUCUUCCGAGAAAAUGGGGUGGGAUUAGGUGUUUGCAUUUGAAGUUAUCGGAUUCAUUGGCAUUGCCUAUUUAUGAGGAUGAGGUCUCAGUCUCUGAUGGGAAAUUGGGAUCUUCUUUGGUGAAGAGGAAAUAGUUUGGUGAUUUUAUUCAGUUGCAAGUUUUGGCCAA
This is a messenger RNA of Salvia hispanica, 890 nucleotides long. The record is from RefSeq and is a predicted model, not a curated record. NCBI's taxonomy places the organism in Eukaryota, Viridiplantae, Streptophyta, Magnoliopsida, Lamiales, Lamiaceae.